Cheilinus undulatus (humphead wrasse) is the source of this 2493-nucleotide messenger RNA. It is a transcript of the gene alg9, whose product is annotated as ALG9 alpha-1,2-mannosyltransferase. Gene Ontology annotation, cellular component: endoplasmic reticulum membrane. The transcript is spliced from 15 exons. Gene Ontology annotation, biological process: protein N-linked glycosylation. NCBI's taxonomy places the organism in Eukaryota, Metazoa, Chordata, Actinopteri, Labriformes, Labridae. The record is from RefSeq and is a predicted model, not a curated record. The coding region runs from base 65 to 1906 and encodes 613 amino acids. Gene Ontology annotation, molecular function: alpha-1,2-mannosyltransferase activity.
UUGGUCAAUGAUCGGAGAGCGGCGAUAAUGAACGAAGUCCGACUCGGGAGCAUCAUCGGAAAACAUGGCGGCCAAGGCGCUCCGGCAGCGAACCAGACGAGGCAGCAGACAAGAUGGGAACAACGUGAGCGUCCCCAACGAUGCUCGGCCACCGAAAGAGGAGAAAACCGGCGAUGACAGCAAAACUACAGAGACCCGACAAGAGUCAGUAAGUCGUGGAGGACAGGUAUGGGCUCCAGAGGGUUCCACUGCAUUUAAGUGCCUGCUCUCUGCACGCUUCUGCGCAGCUUUGCUCAGCAACAUCUCAGACUGUGAUGAGACCUUCAAUUACUGGGAGCCUAUGCACUACCUGCUGUAUGGAACAGGAAUGCAAACAUGGGAAUAUUCUCCGUUGUACGCCAUCAGGUCGUACGCCUACCUUUGGUUGCACGCACUUCCUGCUUGUUUGCAUGCCCAUGUUCUCCAGACAAACAAGGUGUUGGUGUUCUACUUUGUACGAUGUGUCUUAGCGUUUUCCUGCUGUGUCUGUGAACUCUAUUUCUACAAGGCAGUUUGUAAGAAGUUUGGUUUGCACGUGGGUCGUCUGAUGUUAGCAUUUCUUGUCCUGAGCACUGGAAUGUUCUGCUCAUCUGCAGCAUUCCUACCUUCCUCCUUCUGUAUGUACACGACUCUGGUUGCCAUGACGGGAUGGUUUCAGGACUCAACACCAUUAGCCAUCAUGGGUGUAGCUGCCGGAGCCAUCGUUGGAUGGCCGUUCUCUGCUCUGGUUGGGGUCCCAAUUGCUUUUGAUCUGCUGGUGAUGAAGAGGCAGUGGAAAAGUUUUAUCAUCUGGUCAGCUGUUGCUUUGCUUCUGCUGUUGGUACCCCUGGUGGCAGUGGACUCUUUCUUUUAUGGAAAACUAGUCAUAGCUCCACUUAACAUUCUCCUCUAUAAUGUCUUCACACCGCAUGGACCUGAUCUGUACGGAACAGAACCGUGGCAUUUCUACUUUGUAAAUGGACUCCUGAACUUCAACCUGGUGUUUGCUCUGGCACUGUUCUCCCUGCCACUCACUGCUCUCAUGGAGACACUGUUGCACCGGUUCAAUGUGCAGAACCUGGGCCGUCCAUACUGGUUGACACUGUCUCCCAUGUAUAUCUGGAUGUUGGUUUUCUUCACCAGACCCCAUAAAGAGGAGCGCUUUCUUUUUCCCAUCUACCCUCUGAUCUGUCUUUGUGGAGCAGUAGCCCUCUCAUCCCUACAGAAAUGCUACCACUUCCUGUUCCAGCGAUACAGACUAGAGCACUACACCGUCUCCUCCAACUGGUUGGCUCUGAGUGCCGUUGUGGUUUUCUCAGUGCUGUCCCUGUCUCGCUCGGUCGCCCUCUUCAGAGGUUACCACGCCCCUCUGGACCUGUACCCAGAAUUCCACCGCAUUGCAAAAGACCCAACUCUUCAUGCCGUCCCUGAGGGGAGACCUGUUAGUGUGUGUGUGGGCAAAGAGUGGUACCGCUUCCCAAGCAGCUUCCUUUUACCUCACAACUGGCAGCUGCACUUCAUUCAGUCUGAGUUUAAAGGGCAGCUGCCUCAGCCAUAUGCACCCGGGCCCCUGGCCACACAGACCAUCCCAGCUAAUAUGAAUGACCAGAACCUGGAGGAGCCAACUAGAUAUGUGGACUUACGGCAGUGUCAUUACUUGGUGGACCUGGAUAUAGAAGAAGAGACAUCACUUGAGCCAAAUUAUUCAGCUAACAAAGAGGAGUGGAACGUCAUCGCUUAUAAGCCUUUUAUUCAGGCAUCAAGAUCGUCACGUCUCUUCAGAGCAUUCUACAUCCCGUUUUUAUCGGACCAUCACACCACCUACAGGCGCUAUGUCAUCUUGAAACCACGGCGGCAAAAGCAGCCUCGUAAAAGAAGCCAUGGCUGACCUUUGACACCUUUAAGUGGCUCAACGUUCAACAGAAAUCAAUCACUUCCCCUCAAAGCAGCUGGUAUUAUUUGUGUGUCUGUGUCUUGUGUGUCGGUGUGAUUGUGGACAUGCGUACAUGCAUGUGUUUUAAAGUAUGAUGAAACAUUUCAAGAUAUCAGACCCUUUAAGGACUUUAAAGUCUGCUCCUGGACUUUGUGUGUGUGUGUGUGUGUGUGUGUGUGUGUGUGUGUGUGUAAAGAGAAAACUGUGUGUGUGUAGAUUUGUGUGUUGAACGUUUUAUGUGUGUGUGUUUGUCUGUGUAACGAAUGUCUUACUUUGGAUGCACACUACAAGAUUUUACAUGCGUUUGUCCCAGGUCAGGCAGUAACACAUAAAAAACAGUGUUUUCUUUUUAACUUGAAGACGGGACCUAAAUGGAAGAAUCUAAAAUUGAAAUCAAUCCUAAAAAAAUCUUGUAGUGUUGUCUGCACUUGAACUGUAUCUGAUUGUGUGCUCUGUUGGGUUUGAGUGAAGGAAACGAAUGGAAGUGUGGUUGUCUUAUUAAUUUAACUUGUAAUGUCAAUAAACACAUGAUUUAAUGCUAA